Fulvia fulva is the source of this 261-nucleotide messenger RNA. RefSeq lists its product as uncharacterized. The transcript has 2 exons. The record is from RefSeq and is a predicted model, not a curated record. NCBI's taxonomy places the organism in Eukaryota, Fungi, Ascomycota, Dothideomycetes, Mycosphaerellales, Mycosphaerellaceae. The coding region runs from base 1 to 261 and encodes 86 amino acids.
AUGGGCAUCUCUGACGGACUCGUUAUCUUUCUGGUCAUACUCGGCGCAGGCGCCGCAGUCAUUGUCGGAUACGCAACAAUGCGCUUCUUUUGCCAGGACAGCCCAAAGGAAAGCACAGAUGGAAUCGGCAGUGGAUUCAACCAAGCUGCAUACAUGCGCGAUGUGCGGUCCAGAAACCAGGAAAACCUUGCGUCCGACUAUGGCUACGGUCGUAGAGAUGUGGAUCGAAUGAGAGCUGAUGCCCAUUCCGGGUUGACCUGA